CAUGCUGUAUGUGUUCUAAAUUCCCUGUAAGAGUAUACGGGAAGGACUUUUGUCAUGAAGCAUCUUAUAGUGUAUUUCCACUGGGUGGCGCUAGUUUCCGCUAUUCCGCUAUUGUGUUUUUACUUUCACUUUUGCCAGCCGUUUGCUCCGCCAUUUCUUCAGGUGUUAAUGUGCGUGAUUGAAUAAAGACCACAUUUAAUACCUUGCACAUAACUGAAUGAUGCCAAAUAUGCAAACAAAUAUAAAGAGUUGAACUGUUCCAUGUCUCCUGUCACGCUUCUUACCGGAGCCCCGUAGUGGAUGAGCAUUCACCUACCUAUAUUAUUAGUUAUAGUUCUUUUCAUUUGGUCCUUCGAGCCGGAUGCUACACUCAUUACGGUGAUAUGGAGCAAUGGAGCCAAUAUUACUCUCCUGAUACCACACAUCCUGUUCGACCACAGGCCAGAGCACGUCAGCUCUCAACACGUCUGCAAGCUUAUGACAUAACAUUGCCUAAAUCUCUCAUACCAGACCCUGCGCUGUACGACAGUUCAUACCACCAGCCAAGGAUGAAUCACCCAGCAUCACAGCUAAACCUCAGUGGACAGGCCGAGCCAGUCUCGACUGUGGAGCAGCUUCCUAUGAGUGAGUUAUCUCUGGUGCAGUAUGGAGUAGGUCAAGCUACAGGUCAUUUGGGCAGCGUUGAUAAUGGAUCUGGUGUUUUUGCAAGACAGCUAGAUGAUGACAGAUCCUAUAGUCAUUCUAGAUCACCUGUAGUUCAGCGAGAAUAUCACAGUCUAUCCGAACGUGAGUCUCUUAGCAGUGGUGCUGUUUCACCUUCACUCCGUGAUGAAGAACAGGCUAGAGCCAUCUCACCACCUGUGGUCAGACCAAAAGCUACUGCGACACCAUCUAUCCCACUUCAGCCAUUCCAUGCUGCUGUAGUCACCCGAGACAUUUCUCAACAGUCAGCUCCAUGGCAUAUGACACAAACGAUGCCUAAUGCCGCAUAUGGUACGACUGCGCCAUAUCUUGGUGUCUCACCUUCAUCCGCUCCACAUGCAAUGCUGCAUCAGCAAACUUCAUCCAGUACACUAGAUUUUCGUCCUUCAUGCCAACUUACCUCAUCAUUGCCACGUACUGUUACAUCAGUGAAGCUGCCUUUAGUUACAACAGCCCACACCACUUGUGUGCCACCUGUCUAUCAGUUACAGACUACUGUUCCAUGCCAACCACAAUGGCAGUCAUUCACCAUGCCAGACCCAUAUCGACCUCCACCAUCAGUCCCAGGGUAUUAUGUCACUCAGCCGUCUAUUCACAUUCCAGGACAGACCUGGUAUGGCUCUCCAGCAAUGUACCCGCCACUACCUCCAACCCCUGUUUACCAGCCAAUACCUGCAGCGCUUCCACUCCAGCCAGUUCCAAUCCCAACAUUACCUAAACUUGUGAAUGAUAGUGAGAGAGAGUUUACAGAUCUGAAGAUGGCUUUGGAUAAUCUCCUCAAUCCUCACACUGAGCUCACUGAACAUUAUAAAUAUAGGGUGUUAAUGGAACAGUUAGUCCUGGAGGAAGCAAGGCUUAUCGUCCAAGCAUGCCGGCAUCAUCCUGCACCCUAUGCAGCAGCUAUGACAGCAUUACAACGUCAGUAUGGCCAACCUCAUCAGCUGGCUCAAAGUGAAAUUGCAUCUUUGUUAAAUUCGCCUGAUAUUAGAGCUGGGGAUGCAAAGGCUUUCCAGAGUUUUGCGCUCAAUGUUGACUUGUUAGUAGGCAUGCUGAUGUCACUUGAGGGGCCACAGGGACGAGAACUCACUUGCACGGGGCAUGUUGACAGACUACUCAGUAAGCUACCCAAGCAUUACAGAGAUAGUUUUAUUGAGCACCUCCAGUUACGAGGCAGACUGAGCACUGACAGCCUCAACCCGUAUAACCUUCAUGAUCUUGCUGACUGGUUGAAAGUGAAAGCAGAGGCUCAGCGUCUGUCAUCUAAAAUGGUACAGCGCUACCAGACUGAGAGAGUUCAAGUCCCACGUAGAGAACGUCAACCCAUUCCGAAGCCCCAAACUCGACUCACUGCAGUGUAUCAUGGCAGCAACCAACCCAAAGAGGUCAGUACAGUAAAUUAUGCCCAUACAGAGCCUGCUCAUGCCCAGCAAUCAGUUAAGAAGCUGAAACGUCUAUGUCUGUUCUGUAAAAGUCAAGAGCACUAUUUGUCGCAGUGUAGUGAAAUCACUGAGCGCUCACCGGAACAGAUUUUCAAGUGGAUAAAGGACAGUAAGAGAUGUUGGAAAUGUGGACGUACAAGUCAUAAAUGUGAGGAAUGCACGCUAAAGAAACCUUGCAGAGAAUGUGGUAAUAUACACCUCAGUGUGCUGCAUUCCAUUGCCAAAGAUGGUCCCAACCUUGUGCUACUUACGACGUCUGGAGAUCGAGCAUAUCUGACUUCCCCUAGCUCAACAGGACGUGUUUACCUGAAAGUCGUCCCAGUGCUGCUGUGGAAAGGCAAAAGAUCUGUACCAACAUAUGCUAUCCUGGAUGACGGGGCCCAGCGGAGUAUUGUUCUUCCAGCAGCAGUUCAGCAGCUAGGACUUGUGGGUAGGGAAGAGCAUAUGGCCCUUCGCACCAUCCGACAUGAUGUCACUGAGUUAAAGGGACAGUCAAUCGAUCUGCUACUUUCCACACAGUCAAGUCCAAAGGAGAAGUACAGCCUCACAAAUGUAUUUACUGCUCCUCUCCUUACGUUAACUGACCAAACGUAUCCCAUCCAGAGACUCCAGCGAUGCUAUUACCAUCUCAGAGGGAUUCCUCUUCCAACCUUUGAUAAGGUGCAGCCCCUUCUCCUAAUUGGGUCUGACUACCCAAACCUGAUCACAGCCAAGGAGCCCAUCAGACUAGGGCCAGCUGGUGGACCGGCAGCUGUUCGUACGCAGCUCGGUUGGGUUCUCCAGGGACCAGAUGGACUUCUGCCACAUCAGGUACCUUCACCACAGUGCUUAUUCACUUCCCUUACUCCAAUUCGCGAUCCUGUUUACCAACAUGUUGAGCGACUGUGGCAACUGGAUGUCCUCCCAUACCGCAGUGAAAAGCUGGUAACACGAUCAAAACAGGAUCAAGCAGCUGUGAAUAUGCUGGAGACCAGAACACGACGUGUGGAAGUUAAUGGCAUCUUGCGUUACGCUACUCCACUCCUUCGUGCACGGGAUGCCCCACCUUUGAGAGGAAUCAAAGAGUCAGUUUUGUCCAGCCUCAGAAACACUGAGAGGCGUCUCAGCAAAGACACAGAAAAGGCAAAGAUGUAUGAAGCUGAGAUACAGAAACUCCUUGAUUCAGGGUAUGUUGUCAAGAUACCCCUGGAGAAUCUUCAGCCCAUUGAGGAGUCAUGGUUCAUACCACAUCACCUCGUACACCACAAUGGCAAGGAUCGGCUGGUUUUUAAUUGCUCCUUUGUGCAUCUAGGUGUUUCCCUUAAUCAGCAGCUGCUUCCUGGUCCCAGCCUCAGUGCCUCAUUGUUGGGAGUUCUCCUUCGGUUUCGGCAGUAUGCGGUUGCCAUCAGUGGUGACAUACGUGGUAUGUUUCACCAGGUGAGACUCCUACCCGAAGACAAACCCCUGUUGAGGUUUAUUUGGAGGAACAUGCGUAGGGAGGAUCCACCUGACAUUUACGAGUGGCAAGUCUUGCCCUUUGGGACGACCUGCAGUCCCUGCUGCGCCACCUUUGCUCUACAGAGACAUGUGCGCAGCCAACAGCCCGGAAAUGAAGAAGUGCUGCAGUCCAUAGAGCGGAGUUUUUAUGUAGACAAUUGUCUGCAGAGUUUCGCCACUGCUAUGGAAGCUAAGCAACUGAUCGACAAGAUGAGACCUCUACUAGCCUCAGGGGGCUUUGAAAUAAGACAGUGGGCUUCUAAUGUACCUUCAGUCAUUCAGCACUUACCUUCCACAGCUCGCUCAGAGAGCAUUGAACUGUGGUUGCAGCAGUAUAAUUUGGAUCCCCUGGAACCAGCUCUGGGCUUGGUGUGGCACUGUCUAGAAGACCAUGUGGGCUUCCGGAAUCGUGAAAUGAUAAAUAACCCCCCAACAAUGAGACACAUUUAUAAGGUCUUGGCAUCACAAUAUGACCCCCUGGGGUUUAUCAUCCCCUUUACCACACGGGCCAAGAUUCUUGUCCAGAAGCUCUGGGCCAAACCAAGGAAUUGGGAUGAUCCAAACCUUCCCACAGACUUGCUAGAGAAAUGGAAUAGGUGGGAGGAGGAGUUGCCCGACCUCAGCAAGAUCAAGCUUCCCAGAUGCUACAUCCCUUCCAACUUUGAUGUGGAGACAUCAAAAUUUAAUUUGCAUGUGUUCGGUGAUGCAUCGGAAGUGGCCUAUGGAUCGGUGGCUUACCUCCUUAUUGAGCAGCAUGGGAAGAUCCACACCUCCUUUGUUAUGGCCCGCUCUAGGGUAGCCCCCAAACGGCAGCUGUCAAUGCCACGUCUCGAACUUUGCGCGGCUCUGACCAGUGCCCAGCUUGCCAAUUUCCUCAGUCAGGAACUGACCAUCGCCAUAGAGAAGGUGACAUUAUGGACUGACUCUACUACUGUCCUGACAUGGAUACAGUCAGAGUCUUGUAAAUAUAAAGUUUUUGUUGGGACAAGAGUGGCGGAAAUCCAAGAGUUGACCGAGCUUCACUCAUGGAGGUAUGUAGAUUCCUCCAAUAACCCGGCGGAUGAUAUCACCAGAGGGAGGAAACUUACAGAGCUGGCAAACCCAGGUAGAUGGAGUCAGGGUCCAAAAUUCCUUUGUGAACCACCAGAUCACUGGCCAGUCACGCCCUUGUUAGAGGCCCAAGAUGACAUAUCAGAGAAAAGGAAAGCUGUCUUCUGUGGUCUGGUUGGGAAUGGGGAUCAAAGUUCUGGGAUUCCUGAUGCAUCCCAGUAUACUUCCUGGAGAGACUUGGUAAAUGCUACUUACCAGUUUCUUCACGGGGAGGAGACCUUCCCAGAGGAGCUUAGAGCCCUGAAGUCAGCGAAACCUGUGCCUGUUUCCAGUCGUCUGAACACACUUGCACCAGAGUUGGAUUCCACACUGAGAUUGAUCCGUGUGGGAGGAAGACUGCGGAAACUGGAUGACUUAAGUCAAAUUGAGAUCCACCCAGUGGUUUUAGACCCGCACCAUAAAGUAACUAAACUUCUUAUAAAGCACUUUGAUGAACGCCUUCUCCACCCAGGACCUGACAGGGUUUUCGCCGAACUCCGUCGCCACUACUGGAUCCUGAGAGGCAGACAAGCGGUAAGGCAACAUCAGAGAGAGUGUGUAGAAUGCCAAAAGUGGAGAGCCAAGCCGACUGUGCCUAUCAUGGCUGACUUACCUUUAGCUCGUCUGCGACUAUACCAACCGCCUUUUUUCUCAACUGGAGUUGACUGCUUUGGGCCCUUCAUUGUGAAGAUUGGCCGUCGCACUGAAAAACGAUGGGGAGUCAUCUUCAAGUGCUUGACGACCAGAUGCAUUCACCUUGACCUCCUCAAUAGCAUUGAUACCGAUGCAUUUUUGUUGGCACUUAGACGGUUUAUAGCUCGCAGAGGAACCCCAUCCGAAAUUUUCUCGGAUCAGGGGACCAAUUUCCGAGGAGCUGCAACUGAAUUACGGGAAGCCUUCAAAGUAAUGGAACCCAAACUGCAAGAGUUGUUGGCUAACUAUCAGAUCAACUUUAGGAUGAAUCCUCCCGCCGCACCACACUUCGGAGGUGCAUGGGAAAGGGAGAUCAGAUCAGUAAAGUCUGCCCUGCAGGUAGUUGUUGGUAGCCAGUCGGUUCCAGAGGAAGUACUACGCACAGUACUGAUCGAAGUCGAGGGCAUCCUUAACAGCAAGCCAUUGGGAUAUGUCUCAUCCGAUGUGGCAGACAUAGACCCGGUUACCCCUAACAUGCUGCUCAUGGGGCGGCGAGACGCCUCACUCCCCCAGGUAAUCUACACUCCUGAACCGCUAUCCAAGCGUCGCUGGCGUCACUCUCAAACCAUUGUGGAUCACUUCUGGUCAUACUACACCCGGCAUUACCUCCCAAGCCUUCAGACUCGCCAGAAGUGGCAGCGAGAAACCCAAGAUUUAAUGGAGAAUAUGGUAGUGAUGAUUAUGGAUCCGCAGCUUCCCAGAGCCCAUUGGCCAACUGGUCAGGUAGUCAAGUUGAUACCCAGUGCUGAUGGACACAUUAGGUCAGCUCAAAUCAAGGUCAGUGAUCGCUUAUACAUACGACCUGUGGCCAAACUCGUCAGACUUCCAGCACUUCCGGAUGGAGGUGACGCUGACCCCAAGGACUAG
Molecule: messenger RNA, 6266 nt
Organism: Megalobrama amblycephala (Wuchang bream)
Lineage: Eukaryota; Metazoa; Chordata; Actinopteri; Cypriniformes; Xenocyprididae
Exons: 3
Coding region: 384-6266 (1960 amino acids)
Biological process (GO): DNA integration
Molecular function (GO): zinc ion binding; nucleic acid binding
Source: RefSeq, a predicted model, not a curated record